AUGCAGUCUCAGAACUCUACUCCAACCCAGAGCCCAUGGCCAGAGCUGCCAGGGCGCUCUGCAGGCAUAGCAACCCCAGACGGUGCCGUAGACCCAGAUCGUCGAAAGCGGGUACGCCCACAUCCCGCCAUCAGCGCUCUGAUCCUAGGAGCAAUCGCGUUGCUGCCCUGCGUGUUCGUGCGCCGGCAAACGGGAGCACUGCGCAAAGAGCUGAUGGUUGCUGAAGCAAAGAACACGGGAUUGCGCAAGAACGUGAAGAUGGCACUAGCUGAGAUCAUCCAUGUGCGCACCGAGCACAUACAGCUAGUGAAAUUACUCGAAGAGAACAAGCGAGCGAUGGAAGGAUUGAAAGGACAAAUGGACCGCAUGGAGAGCUCCCGUGUGGAUGUGGAUCUUCGGAUACAUGGCGGACUGAAGGAUAUGGGGCAGACGUUGCAAAGGCUCGAGGCAGACGGCGUGCAGCGAGACCGCACGUGGGCAGAGUGGGAAAACACUUGCCGUAAUGAUCUUAAGGCACUUUUGCGCGACGCUCAGCAAACAAGGUCACACCUCGCCGCUGUCCAGGAGGUCGGGACAUCCUUAGCUCACGUUGCUGCGUUUAUGCACGAGGUUGAAGUCAGGCAGGGCUAUGUACCACGCAAUGAUGAUGGGCGAGGUAUCGAGCAGAUGCGACAUCUUGCAAAGAAAUUGCAGGAAGCUCCUGGGUCGAAUUUCGGACAAGAAUUGAAGGAGACUGAAAAGGCGGCCUCGGGUACGAACUCAGAUACCACUUCGAGGGCUUCCUAA
Molecule: messenger RNA, 786 nt
Organism: Fibroporia radiculosa
Lineage: Eukaryota; Fungi; Basidiomycota; Agaricomycetes; Polyporales; Fibroporiaceae
Exons: 3
Coding region: 1-786 (261 amino acids)
Source: RefSeq, a predicted model, not a curated record